Messenger RNA from Chinchilla lanigera (long-tailed chinchilla), 3750 nucleotides. It is a transcript of the gene Prkn, whose product is annotated as parkin RBR E3 ubiquitin protein ligase. Bases 150 to 1544 code for a protein of 464 amino acids. The record is from RefSeq and is a predicted model, not a curated record. Gene Ontology annotation, molecular function: polyubiquitin modification-dependent protein binding; ubiquitin protein ligase activity; ubiquitin conjugating enzyme binding. Gene Ontology annotation, biological process: protein polyubiquitination; ubiquitin-dependent protein catabolic process; negative regulation of protein phosphorylation. The transcript is spliced from 12 exons. Lineage: Eukaryota; Metazoa; Chordata; Mammalia; Rodentia; Chinchillidae. Gene Ontology annotation, cellular component: Golgi apparatus; cytoplasm; endoplasmic reticulum.
CGUUUGCGCGUGCGCAAUACGUCUCAGGGCGUGAGGGCGGGGAGGCCUGGAUGAUUUAACCCGCGAGAACCGCUGGUGGGAAGCACUUGCGGGCGCGGAGGAACGCGUAGGCCCCUUGUUGCCCAGCAGCCGCCACUUUCCCAGUGACCAUGAUAGUGUUUGUCCGAUUCAACUCCAGCCAUGGUUUCCCAGUGGAGGUCAAUUCUGAUACCAGCAUCUUGCAGCUCAAAGAAGUGGUUGCUAAGCGACAGGGGGUUCCAACUGACCAGCUGCGUGUGAUUUUCGCGGGGAAGGAGCUCUGGAACGACUUGACAGUGCAGAACUGUGAUCUGGAACAACAGAGCAUCAUUCACAUUGUGCAGAGACCAGAAAAGAAAGAUCAGGAAACAAAUCCACCUGGAGGGGACAAGGCCAGAAAUACUUUGGGAGCCUCUUCCAGGGAACCCAUGAGCUUGACACGGGUGGACCUCAGCAGCUCCGUCCUGCCUGCAGACUCCGUGGGUCUGGCUGUCAUUCUGGACACUGAGAGCAGGAAUGAUUCAGCAGCAGUCAGAAGCCCAGGUAGCACAACAUACAACAGCUUCUAUGUUUAUUGCAAAAUGCCCUGUCAAAGGGUGCAGCCUGGAAAGCUCCGAGUACAGUGUGGCACCUGCAAACAAGCCACCCUCACCUUGGCCCAGGGUCCAUCUUGCUGGGAAGAUGUCUUGUUUCCAAACCGGAUGAGUGGUGAAUGCCAAUCUCCAGGCUGCCCUGGGACCAGUGCAGAAUUUUUCUUUAAGUGUGGAGCACACCCAACCUCAGAUCAGGACACAUCAGUGGCUUUGAACCUAAUAACAACCAACAGCCGCAGCAUCACUUGUAUCACGUGCACAGACAUCAGGAGCCCUGUUCUGGUUUUCCCGUGUAACCAUCGCCACGUGAUUUGCUUAGACUGUUUUCACUUGUAUUGUGUGACCAGACUCAACGAUCGGCAGUUUGUCCAUGACCCUGAGCUUGGCUACUCUUUGCCUUGUGUGGCUGGCUGUCCCAACUCCUUGAUUAAAGAGCUCCAUCACUUCAGGAUCCUUGGAGAAGAGCAGUAUAACCGGUACCAGCAGUAUGGUGCUGAAGAGUGUGUGCUGCAGAUGGGAGGAGUGCUGUGCCCUCACCCUGGCUGUGGAGCAGGGCUGCUGCCGGAGCAGGGGCAGAAGAAGGUCACCUGUGAGGCCGUCAGCAGCCUGGGCUGUGGGUUUGUCUUUUGCCGGGACUGCAAGGAAGCAUACCAUGAAGGUGAAUGUGGUGCCGUAUGUGAAGCCUCAGGAGCAGGUAUUCAGGCCUACAGAAUUGAUGAGCGAGCCGCCGAGCAAGCCCGCUGGGAAGAGGCCACCAAGGAAACCAUCAAGAAAACCACCAAGCCCUGCCCUCGCUGCAGCGUGCCAGUGGAGAAGAAUGGUGGAUGCAUGCACAUGAAGUGUCCGCAGCCCCAGUGCAGGCUCGAGUGGUGCUGGACCUGUGGCUGUGAGUGGAACCGCACCUGCAUGGGCGACCACUGGUUCGAUGUGUAGCAACCACGGUGGAACACACGUCUGGCCACCUGUCCUAUUGGAAACACACACCAUCCUGUCUUCACUUGCCCCUUCUUCUUCUCCCAAACACUUAAUUUGCAGGCACGCAUGCACGCAUGCACGCAUGCACGCCCAUACGCACAUGCACUUGCACAGGCACACGCACAAACUCAGGGUUCAAAUUCUUGCCAAAAAUCACAAAAGCAAAAUUACAGAAGCUCCUGGAUCUCUUCCACUGCAUCCAUGGAAAACAGCAAAGCCAAGUCUGACACCAGCAAGAGGCACUUUCAGGCCCAAGAUCAUACAAGGCCAGCACACAAAUUAAACAGCAGCCUAUGUGCUUUGAAUAGCUUGUUUUUCUAGCCUGAAUUCAAGUUGGGCUGAAUCAAUACAUGGAGCAAUUCCUAAGGUUUAAUUUCCUGCCUCUGUCCUUCAGCAAAUACAGUGCAGAAGCCACUGGCAAGGUGGGGAGUAGUUUGAGAGGACUCUCGCCAGUGGCACCAUGCAAGACUAACUCCUAUGAAUUUUCAGAAUUAUGUUCACGGCUGUCAGAGCAAUGUUCUUAUUUAAAUUUUCAGAGAACAUCUCUGUGCAAAGAGUCCCAGGCAAUAGUCAAGAAUAAUUGUUUACCCCCAAGAAUUCUAUCUUUAUAAAUUGUGCCGAUGAAAUAGCAACUAUGCACACAUCAGCUUUUAAACUAAGUGAGAAAUUACAAAAGCUAAUUUGAGUGUGGAAUGUUGAAAUUACAGAGAAGAAAGCAAAAUUUAAUGUACUGUCAUUUCAUUUAAUUAUUUGCAACUUUAGAAAGAAAUUAUUUUCCUAGGAAUAUUACAAAAUCUAUAAUUUGAUUUUAAGUGUUCAUUUUGCAGCUUGAGAAUUUAGCUAAUGCAUUUAUCUUCAUUCUAAAUUUAAUACAUAAAGUGCUUUAAAUGAGACUUUUGAGGCAUGAUUUCAUAACAUUAUGAUGUUAUGUUCACUGUCGACAAAAGUGCAGGUUAUUAUACAAAAUCUUCAGAGAAGAACAUUUCCUAAACUAAGCAAAAAUGCACUUGGCCCUUCCCACAGGUGUGCAGGAGGGUGCACGUGUUCUGCACACCCCUGCCCUUCCCCAGCCUGCAAGUCCCCGCCCUGCCCACACUCCCCCCAGGGGGUUCCUGCAAGGCGGAGCUCUCUGUAUAGGACAGUUAGCGCACACUAGAAUACUCCUCAGAUUAACAUACAUUGAAUUUGAGAGUGAUCAAACUGUCAACUUUUUCUAGACAUUUGCACCACAUCAAAAAAUAUGCACUACACACUGUGAAAUGCAUCUCUGCUGCUCAGUGUACAGGUGAGACAGUGAACUACGGCCUUUUGCUCUCACUGAGCCUGGCUUCCCAGGAGGGUGGUGAGUAUGCACAGGCUGUACCGUGUCUCAGAGGCACAGAGUCCUUUCUACUUCUGGAGACCUGGAAACUGAAGUCAGUACCCAGCCUCCUCUUUCAGAAAUCUUACCACAGGUCCUUGCUGGCAGAGGAGAACGACAACCUCAGGAACUUUCCAGGCCGCGUUCCAAGACCUCUAUUUCCACUUCCCUAACCACGUCACCUAGUCCAUGUGCCCACGUCUCCCAGCCACCCAAGGAACAUUCUGCCCUCUGUUCCCCUCAUGGUUACUGCACUGGGGGAAGACAGAGUUCUGUGGCCACCCCGUCACUACAAACAGCCUCAUGUGCUUCACCCUGUUGAAAACCCAGGGGCUCCAUCAGGCCCUCCGGCUGCCAGACUGGCCCAGAAGCUGAAAUAUCAAACAAGUGAUGGGAUGUGGUUUCAGGAAAAGAACCUGGGCAAGGGCCCAGGUUUCACAGAGGCAAGACGGUGUGCAGAGCCCAACCCCAGUCAGGGCCUGAAUGUGUGUUGUUGACAAUCCCACUCCUUGUGCUGGCCCAGUGUGGCUGAUCAGGUGACACCCUCCCGCCGCAUGGAAAGGCCACCAUGCAGCAUUUUGCAUCAGACGUAGUGUGCUCUUUCUUAAGUGGUUUCUCGUUAUGGCCUCCUUCCGAAUCUGCAUGGUGUGGCUUUGUGAGACCGAAACGAGGUUUGCUGCUGUGAGUUUCUGGGGCCACAGAAGCCCCUGGUGCUGUGUGGUUUCUAUCCUGGUCUCUUUCCUUCCUGGCGAUGUCCUUUUCCUUCCACCCUUCCUCCCUGCCUCCCUCCUCUCCUUCUUCCCU